Molecule: messenger RNA, 1656 nt
Organism: Orycteropus afer afer
Lineage: Eukaryota; Metazoa; Chordata; Mammalia; Tubulidentata; Orycteropodidae
Source: RefSeq, a predicted model, not a curated record
GCCCUCUCCGGGCCGCGCGGGGCCAGGGUGGCGACGGCGGCGCGGCGGGAGGAGGAGGAAGAAGAAGUAGAAGAGGGCGUCCAUGAAGCCGGCGCGUGCAUGGAGGAGACCAUGAACGGCGACCGGACCGAGAGCGACUGGCAAGGGCUGGUGAACGAGUACCUCGUGUGUAAAAGGAAACUGGAGAGUAAAAAGGAAGCCCUGCUGAUCCUUUCCAAGGAGCUGGACACAUGCCAGCAGGAAAGAGACCAGUACAAACUCAUGGCCAAUCAGCUCCGAGAACGCCAUCAGUCCCUGAAGAAGAAAUACCGCGAGCUGGUUGAUGGAGAUCCAUCACUUCCUCCAGAAAAGAGGAAACAGGCUAAUCUUGCACAACUAUUGCGAGAUUCUCAGGACCGAAAUAAACAUCUGGGAGAAGAAAUUAAAGAACUUCAGCAGAGACUUGGAGAAGUCCAGGGCGACAAUAAGCUCUUGAGAAUGACAAUUGCCAAACAGAGGCUGGGAGACGAAGACAUCGGUGUUCGCCACUUUGCAGCCCAUGAGCGUGAAGACUUGGUUCGGCAGCUGGAAAGAGCUAAGGAACAGAUUGAGUCUUUGGAGCAUGACCUGAAGGCCUCUGUGGAUGAGCUUCAGGAUGUGAAAGAAGAACGGUGUUCCUACCAGGACAAAGUGGAGAGGCUAAACCAGGAGCUAAACCACAUCCUGGGUGGCCAUGAGAACCGCAUCAUUGACGUGGACGCCCUGUGCAUGGAGAACAGGUACCUUCAGGAGAGAUUAAAGCAACUCCAUGAAGAGGUCAACCUCCUGAAAUCUAACAUUGCCAAAUACAAGAAUGCUCUCGAGAGACGGAAGAACUCAAAGGGCCAGGGCAAAUCCAACAGCAGUGCAUUGACUGGGGUCUUGUCUGCAAAGCAAGUUCAGGACUUGCUAUCAGAGGACCAUGGGUGCAGUCUCCCAGCCACUCCGCAGUCCAUUUCUGACCUGAAAUCUCUGGCGACAGCCCUGUUGGAGACAAUCCACGAGAAAAACAUGGUCAUCCAGCACCAGAGGCAAACCAACAAAAUCCUAGGCAACCGGGUGGCUGAACUAGAGAAAAAAUUAAGAACUCUGGAAGUUUCUGGUUUGUGGAGUCUUCCGGGAGGCAAGGAUACCAUACUGUUUACUGAGUCCACUCUUCCCACCAUCCAGAGGUCAAGAUCCCCACUGCUGAAAUUCACUGAGCAGCCCACCAAGAGCACAAUGGAUUCCAAAGGUGGGGAGGUUCAGAAGCAAGAGCCAGAUGAAAGGUGUGCGGCUGCCAAGGUGUUGACAGCAGCAGAGGAUGCUGGGAGGCUCGCAGCCAGCACCGCAGCAAAUCAGAACCCCGGGAACCAGCGCAAGGACUUUCAUCCUUCAUUACCCCAGUUACCUUCUGAGGAAGAAGCAGUAAACAGGCUUGGAAGGGAAAUAAUUAAACUGACAAAGGAACAGGCAGCUGCAGAACUGGAAGGAGACAGAAGACAGGGUCCCGUGGAGGUUCAGCAGAACGACCUGGGACCAUCCUCCCUGGGCCUGACCUCCUCCGAGGCCAGCCAGCCAGUGCCUGGAGAUCCUAUGCCAGAAGAUGGCAAGGCGAUCCCAGAGGGUGGAGGCCCGAGGAGCAGCAGGAAAACAUGA